AAAAAAACCCAUUAUUAUUAUUAUUAUUAAAUAAAUAAAAAAGAUGGGUAUGAAGAGUAAAUCAAACAGGCUGCCGCAAGCAGUAUUACUGAAGCAAAUCUUGAAAAGGUGUUCGAGUCUGGGCAAGAAAAAUGGGUACGAUGAUGAGUGCAGUCUGCCGGAAGACGUGCCGAAAGGACACUUCGCCGUAUACGUGGGUCAAAACCGAAGCAGAUAUAUUGUGCCCAUUUCCUUUUUGACCCACCCGGAAUUUCAGUGCCUGCUCCGACGAGCCGAAGAGGAGUUCGGGUUUGACCAUGAAAUGGGUCUCACUCUUCCCUGUGAAGAAGUUGUUUUCCGAUCACUUACUUCCAUGCUCCGAUGAGUGAGAAACAAGAGAGAGAAAAAAAUUUAAAUUGGAGAGAGAUGGUGUCAAGAUGAAAUUAGCAGGCAUGCAAUUUUUUUGUGUGGGCUUUUUUGUCUUUUUUUAAACAUCUGUCUUUGAAUUAGUGGUGUUUUUUUUUUUAGCUAUGUUUUGAGCCCAUUUUGUGGGUGUGUUUGUAAGUGACAUAGCUACUAGGUAUCUAAUUAUUAUAUAUAUGUAUAACCUACGGCCCAUGUAAUAAAUAUUUUAAUUUGUGGGUUGAUUUGUAAACAAAGGUGGUUUGUAAUUUGUAUGUAAUUUUCCUCAUAGAGUUGUUGCUUAAUGCUUACACCCUAUUGAGAGAAUUUAUUUAACCAAGUUUUUAAUGUUCUUU
Erythranthe guttata (spotted monkey flower) is the source of this 737-nucleotide messenger RNA. Its product is annotated as auxin-responsive protein SAUR50. The record is from RefSeq and is a predicted model, not a curated record. NCBI's taxonomy places the organism in Eukaryota, Viridiplantae, Streptophyta, Magnoliopsida, Lamiales, Phrymaceae. Gene Ontology annotation, biological process: response to auxin.